AUGUCUCUUAAGUCGGUUUUGGUGACGGGUUGCUCAGCAGGCGGUAUCGGUGCAGCCAUUGCGCUUCUCCUGGCUAGAAACGGGCAUCAUGUCUUUGCAACCGCGCGGAAUAACUCCAAACUACCAGAAGAGCUCAUCACGCUGUCCAACGUCACGGUUCUAUCUCUCGAUGUCACGUCAAUGCCUUCCGUGAUCGCAGCUGCCAAGGCCGUUAGUGAAAGUGGUCGCGGGCUCGAUGUGUUAGUCAACAAUGCCGGUCUAGGUUAUGUGAUACCCAUUCUCGAUAUGGACAUUGAGCGAGCUCAAGCACUAUACGAUACCAAUCUCUGGGGCAGUGUCCGCAUGAUACAGACCUUCAAGGACCUGCUGAUCGCUAGCCGCGGCCGUAUCGUCAACAUCAUUUCUUGCGGUGCCGUUGUGCCCCUGCCAUGGCAUGCUCCGUAUUGUUCGGCCAAGAUCGCGAUGGCCAAUAUCUCCGAGACUCUGCGGCAUGAGCUCUCUCCCUUUGGAGUUAGUGUCGUGGCUGUAAUGGCGGGCACCGUUGCAACCAAUUUCGAUGCCAAUGUCAAUAAAUUCAGCCUCCCGCCAGGCUCUUUGUACGAGAGUAUCAAGGACAAUAUCAAUGGCUGGGUAACGGGCACCGCUAAGCCAGUGGGUGGGCCGGUCGAUGAAUUUGCUCAGACUGUGCUGCAAGAUAUAGUGGGCAAGGGGAAAGAUGGCAUUGUAUACAGAGGCCCCAAUGCUGCUGCGAUGGGUUUUGUGGCAAGCUGGUUGCCAACCUGGGUGACGGACAAAAUCAUGCGCAGCUCAAACUCCGGUAUUCCUGCGCUCAAGAUCCUAAAUGAUACGAGUGCUCUGUUGUCCAAUGUCAACCAGACUAACCCAAAACGGCGGGCGGGCGUGGCUGCUAAUCGUGCUGUGGGGCCUUUCUUUCUUCGUCUCGUCACAUCCCGACUUCAGAGCAAUCCUGUUCUCAUCCUCCCCCCCCAAAGGCAGCUCGUUAUUAUCGCCUCCGGGACAAUUGUUAUCGUCAUUGCUACUCGCGUAAACCCGCAAUCCCAUCUCUCCGAACUGUCCAUCAAACGGAUUGUAUUCUCAUUACUGCCCGGCAAACGGUCCGACAGUCGCCUAUCAGCCGCCAUCCGCGCCAAAGGAAGGAAACAGCCGCCCAGCCAAAUUCGCCCAGCGCCUAGCCGCCCUGACCACCACGGCCGUUCCUGCCAUCUUCUCCGCGCCCGACCUGCCUGA
Molecule: messenger RNA, 1248 nt
Organism: Talaromyces amestolkiae
Lineage: Eukaryota; Fungi; Ascomycota; Eurotiomycetes; Eurotiales; Trichocomaceae
Exons: 4
Coding region: 1-1248 (415 amino acids)
Biological process (GO): phosphatidic acid biosynthetic process; triglyceride catabolic process
Cellular component (GO): endoplasmic reticulum; lipid droplet
Molecular function (GO): triacylglycerol lipase activity; acylglycerone-phosphate reductase (NADP+) activity
Source: RefSeq, a predicted model, not a curated record